CUCAUCACCAGUCCACCUUACUUCACCACCACUCAAUUCAACUUCACCAUCAGUCCACAUGACCUCACCACCAGUCAACAUAACCUUACCAUCAGUCAAUAUAACCUCAUCACCGGUCCCUACAAUCUCACCUGUGGUGAACAAAACCUCAACACCAAUUAACCCACCAGCCAACAAAACAUCACCUCCAGAGACUACAAUGUCACUACAAGUACAUUUAACUUCACCACCUGUCAACACAACCCCACCACAAGUCAAUGAAACUUCACCACCAGUCAAUGCAACUUCAUCACCAGUCAAUCCAACUUUACCACCAGUCCAUAUGAUCUCAUCACCAGUCAAUGCAACAUCACUGCCAGUCAAUAAGACUUCACCAUCAGUCCACAUGACUUUACCACCAGUCAAUGCAACUUCAUCACCAGUCAAUAAGACCUCACCAUCAGUCCACGUGGCCUCACCACCAGUCAACAUGACCUCAUCAGCUGUCAACCCAACCUCACCACCACUCAACAUGACUUCACCACUAGUCAAUAUAACCUUACCACUUCUGGUCACCACAGUACCAUUGCCAGGAAAUGCGACGUCUCCACCAGUCAUCAUGACCUCAUCACAAAUCAACAUGACAUCUCCACCAGUCAACCCAACCUCAACACCACUGAACAUGACCUUAUCACCAGUCAACGUGACCUCACCACCAGUCAACCCAACCUCGCCAUUCCUAAACAUGACCUCACCAUCAGUCAAUGUAACCUCACCACCAGUCCAUGCAACCUCACCAGUGGUCAACGCAACCUCAACACCAGCUAUCUCACUGUCACCUUCAGUCAAUGGAACAUCAACACCAGGAAACACAACUUCUCCACCAGUCAUGAUGACCUCACCACCUGUCAAUCCAAACUCACCACCAGUCAACAUGACCUCAUUACCAAUUAACAUGACAUCUCCACCUGUCAACCCAACCUCACCACCACUGAACAUGACUGCACCAUCAGUCAACAUGACCUCACCACCAGUCCACAUGACCUCACCAUCAGUCAACAUGACCUCACCACCAGUCCAUGCAACCUCACCAGUGGUCAACGCAACCUCAACACCAGCUAUCUCACUGUCACCUUCAGUCAAUGGAACAUCAACACCAGGAAACACAACUUCUCCGCCAGUCAUGAUGACCUCACCACCUGUCAACCCAAACUCACCACCAGUCAACAUGACCUCAUUACCAAUUAACAUGACAAUCUCCACCUGUCAACCCAACCUCACCACCAGUGAACAUGACCUCAUUACCAAUUAA
Molecule: messenger RNA, 1291 nt
Organism: Lates calcarifer (barramundi perch)
Lineage: Eukaryota; Metazoa; Chordata; Actinopteri; Centropomidae
Product: mucin-2
Exons: 4
Coding region: 59-1291 (410 amino acids)
Source: RefSeq, a predicted model, not a curated record